This is a messenger RNA of Myripristis murdjan (pinecone soldierfish), 2159 nucleotides long. RefSeq lists its product as uncharacterized. The transcript is spliced from 3 exons. The record is from RefSeq and is a predicted model, not a curated record. NCBI's taxonomy places the organism in Eukaryota, Metazoa, Chordata, Actinopteri, Holocentriformes, Holocentridae. The coding region runs from base 699 to 2159 and encodes 486 amino acids.
UUGUCGUUGGCUAAGGCGCCCACUUGCAAGUGUCCCCAAUAAAAUCCAGAGUGUACUAGACUCUUGCUGCGUGUCCUCUGUUCCCAGAAUUCCCACCACAAUUUUGGUGUCAGAAGUGGGAUUCCCUCGGCGUGAGACGACAACGGACUCAGACCUGUAGGGAAGAGUGCACGACCCAGUACCUCCCCAGAAAACCAGGGUAGAGACGUGGGACCCGAGAGGCCUGAGACGCGGUCGGCUCACGGCAGGGAUCUGGAGGAUAUUAUACCAGAGGGCACAAAAGAGAAGUCGUCUGGUGAAAGACGCCUUACCACAAGAAGCAGAAGGACAAUUACACAGCGUGGAACCAGGAGACUGGAUUGUGGUAAAGGACUUCAGGAAGAAAGGAUGGAGAGCUCCUAGAUGGAUGGGGCCGUACCAGGUGCUUUUAACUACAACAUCCGCAGUGAAGGUCGCAGAGAGGGCUACGUGGAUACACGCCAGCCAUUGUAAGAAGAUACCGAAUCCACAGGACGACCCUUCAGUAUCAUCUUAGUAAGCAGCCAGCGGAGCAGUAUCAGACAAUUGCCAAAGGGUGUGUUAGGGUAAAAGUCCGAGCUACAAAGGGGUGUGUACAAUAGGUGCACUCGUCUCAAACUCGGUGAAGAAGCCAACAAACCCAGCACCAUUAGGGCAGGAGUCUGAUAUCUGUGAAGUGGAUGCUUCAAAAGAUGUCAUCUACACCGUGGCAUCCAUUCAGACAACUUGGCUGUAGCCUAGGUGGAGGAGUAUGCAGUAUAGUAACCAUCAGCAUAAUAAUGGUGGUUCCAAUUUUAUGGAGCCUAGGCAGCCGAGCAGAAGAAAAGGAGUUGGCACCACUCACAUCAGAGUACAACCAUACAACAGCAGAUAUUCAUCGUCGCAAGAGGGAGCUGUUUCAAGAUACACAGUGGAAGCCGUGGGGUUUUGAUGCCAACUCUGUGAAGUAUGAAAAACCAGAGCACCUUAAUUCUUGGUGGUCAUUCAUACGAUUCCUGAGCAAAAGAGCUCCAGGCACUGGGCCUAUGUUAGUUGCAUACAAGCCUUUGGGAAACUGGAAUCCAUUGUUCAAUCUGACCACAGAUUAUGAAGGAUGCACCAAGGAGGCAGUAGAGUUUACUGGACAUGUCAACAUGCAGAAUCCCAGAGGAAGACGCCAGUGGGCAAUCACUAAACGUGGGUGCAAGAAACUUGCAGCUGCAUACACAAACGCAAUGUACUCCAACAACUCACCAGAGAAAACUCUCAGAUGUUGGUACAUGCUUUGUGAAGACAGCUUUGACCCCCAACCAUGGCUGGACCUGGAAAAUGUGACGCCAGUAGAAAUUACAAUGCAAACCCCGGUGUCAGAAACUCUCACAUGUGUGUGUAACAACGGCACAGGACAGUUCAUGGGACAGUCACAAUGCGACACACAUGUGACAGGACAAAUGGUGAUCCAGACCUAUGCCAAAGAAGGAAUCUCCUUAGCGGUACAUGACACAGCAGACUCAAACCUAACAAUGAACAUUGGUAAGACACAAGUAGUGGCUAACAACAGUCUAAGAUAUCAUGUUGGAUUAGGCAUAGGAUUUAUGUAUUCCAAUUAUUGGCAAUGUGGUAAUAACACCUAUGAAAUGUUACCAAUUAAUUGGAACGGUUGUUGUUAUUUGGUGAAAUUGAAAGUACACAAUGUGAUGAUAAUGCGAGGGCAGGAGUCACACUUGAAUCGAAACAAACGGGCAUUGGCUCAAUUCCACAAUAUUCAGUCAUACCAUUGGCGCAUUUCUCUGGGUGAAAAAUGGGGCAUUGGCAUUUUACCAUGGUAUGGGGUGACUUUUCUUGCAGAUCACAUUGACAACAUCACAUAUACAAUGUCAGCAUUUGCAAAUGAAACCAUUAAAGGCUUUGAAUAUUUAUCAGCUAAUGAUAAAUCGCACCGAAUGACACUGCUUAAACAUGAAAUGGCAUUAGAUUUCCUUAUGGCUAGGACGGGGGGACUUUGCAUAACAUUGAAUUUAACAGGCGAUGCAUGUAACUACAGCAAUAGAUUCAGCAACAGGUUCAUGGUCUUCAUCGGCUCAGGCAACGUAUCUGGGCUUCAGCAACUACUGACGACGAGCCAGGUGAUGAUGCAACAGAAGUGGAACUCUUUGACUUGA